GUUUCCAGUCUACAGUGUCGAACUGCGAGUCGUCGUCGUCGCGCACGGUCCUCUGCUUUCCUCGGAUGGUACGUUGCUGCCGCCUGUCUGGUUUUCCCGAAAUCUGCGAUGCUUGGCCUCCGCUUUCCGAUUUGGCUUCGUGGUGCUGGAUUCCGGAGCUGUCGGUGGAUCCAAGCUUGGCCCGAUUUGGUUCAGUAUUGAGGCGAGGAGGAUCUGUUUAGUGAGUGCUGUUCGAGUUCGAGGUUUUCGUGGUUUCUCUCCGUUGCGGCGUCUAUGAGCGCGAGCAAGACACGCAAAUACAUGUCAAUGUAAAACGGUGGCGCUUGGUUAACAUCAUCUUCUUUGUCUCCGCUUGUUAUCAAAUUUCAUCCCUCAGGGUGCAGGGACAAGACAAACGACAAGUUUGGACGAAAUCAACUUCUCUUUGUUGAUCACAUCAAACUUUUCCAACAUCCAACCUCAACCAUCUCUAGUUUAAGACGUCCGUUUACAUGGUACUUGAAGAAAAUUGGCGUGUAGGCGGGCAGGAGUUGGGGUUCAUAUUGAGCAACCAUGAACCGGGGGGUCUUGGGAACAGGGCCCGAUGGCAACAAAAGAAAACGGCCCGACGCACAGGCAGCCUACAUCACCAGCAUGAUGCAUGGCAACCCGAAGCUUCUGCUCUCAGAAUCCCCUCUAUUUGCGGGCCUCACACAGCACCAACUACCGUUUACAGUCUACCCAAUUAAAGUAUCUCCCGAUGUUCAAUAUCAAGCCCGCAUCCGUCUUGUAUUUCCGGAUGGCAGGGAAUCAUUUGGGAUUGGAGUUGCUCGAACCAAGAAAGAGUCAGAAAGAGUUGCUGCGAUCGAUGCUUGCCAGCAGUUACAAGAUAGAGGUCUUCUUGUAGGGGUGAAGAAGAGCAGUACAGCAAGUGAUGGAUGGGGUGACAAUCCCAAGAAUACUCUAGUAACUAGCGUAGCCUUCCGGGAUGUUUGCUGUGGGGGAAACGCCCGAGCUUUGCCGAUUACCCUCCGCUCCUCUGGUCCUGACCAUGCUAAAACUUUUGUGGCAGAGUUGACAGUGCCAUUGAGGAACAAAGGGGAAGUUUUUGUAGCGGUGGGUCAAGGCCCUAACAAAGCUGAAGCGGAGCGCGCGUGCUGUACUGCAGCUUGUGCGAAACUUUAUGAUGUUGGAUUGCUUCAGAAGCCUAAUGACAAAGGGUAUAGUCCGCCAUUUACCGCCGUCCCUGCUUCCAACAAAGCUGCGCAUAAUCAACAGCAAAAUGAGAUGCCUGCUAUUGUGAGCUUACGAAUUGAGGAGCUGUCAAUGAUGGAAGAUGCAUUGCAGAGACUUCACUUUGAGAAUGUUAGACUCGAAAAGCAGGAGCCAGAAGCUUCAGUGAGUUUGCAGCCGCGAUCCUUUGCACAUAAAUCGAACGACAUACCGAUACCGAAGGAGCAGUUAGGCACUGAGAAUGCAAUUCUGAGGCUAGAAGCACGUAAGAGAUCAGUUUCACCGGAGUUCGCUGAGCAAAGGAGAGUCCGUCAAUCCUUACCUGCAUGGAGGGAGAGGCAAAAGAUUGUUGGUUUUGUAUCAAAUCACCGCGUUGUGGUCCUGACUGGAGAGACAGGUUGUGGGAAAACCACCCAGGUACCACAAUAUGUGUUGGAAGAUGCAGAGCUUCAAGGAUCAGGUGCAGAGGUGCAUAUUGUUGUUACACAGCCUCGCAGGAUUGCAGCCAUAAGUGUUGCAGAGCGUGUGGCCUGGGAGCGUGGAGAGACUUUGGGGAAAAGUGUGGGUUAUGCUAUCCGCCUUGAAAGCUCACCACCAAGGCCUCGAGGAAGCAUCCUUUAUUGCACAACAGGGAUCUUAUUGCAUCGGUUACAGAGAGCGGAUGGUUUGGUGGGGGUGAGCCAUGUUAUUAUCGACGAAGUGCAUGAACGAGAUGUGGAUACUGAUUUUUUGCUUGUUGUAAUUCGCGAGCUUUUGAAUCAUAGCCCGACCCUGCGGGUGGUAGUCAUGAGUGCUACUCUGGAUGCAUCUAUAUUCACAAGGUACUUUGGGGGUUGUCCUCUAGUGAACAUACCAGGAAUGACGCAUCCUGUGAGGGUGUAUAACCUGGACGAUCUUCCUCAGCUAAUGGGUCGAUUUCAUCUGCCAGCUUUGAGGCAAGCUCAUGGAGGCAGCUUGGAUGAGGAGGAUGUGGAUAUAGACUUGACUGUAUCUGUAAUUGUGUGGAUAUCGCAAGUCUUUGCACAAGGUGACGGGGCCAUUCUCUGCUUUUUACCUGGCUGGGAUACCAUCACCAUCGUCCGAGAUCGUUUACUCAAAGUGCGUGCCAGUCGUUUCAUGAUGAUUGUCCCACUACAUUCACAACUACCUGCGGGUGAGCAACGAGCAGCAUUUGCUCGUGCACCAUUCGGCAUGAGGAAGGUUGUUCUGGCCACCAAUAUAGCAGAGACAAGUGUUACCAUUGACGAUGUAGUAUAUGUGGUGGAUUCUGGCAAAAUCAAAGAGAAGCAAUAUGACGUUUCUCGCAAUUUAACCACCAUGCGCGUUCAGUGGACAUCCCAAGCCAGUGCUCGGCAGAGGCAAGGUAGAGCUGGGCGAGUGCAACCGGGAUUUUGCUUCCAAUUGUUCACGCAGACGACCUUCUUGAACAUGUUGGAGCACCAGAUUCCGGAGAUGCAGCGUGUUCCCCUUGAAGAACUCUGUUUACAGAUCAAGGCUGUUUUAUCUCCUAACACGGUGGUGGAAAAAUUCGAGGCAACAGGAGUCAAUUUUUCCCAAGAACUUGAAGAAACGAGAGCGGAAACGACUCGCAUCGCAACUUUUUUGUCAAAGGCUAUCCAGCCUCCAACAGCGUCUUCAGUGUAUGCAGCGAUUCAGGUCUUGAAACAGCUUGGUGCCGUUGACGAGUUCGAAAAUCUCACUCCUCUGGGCAGAAUUCUAGCUAAAUUGACAGUGCAUCCAAGAUUUGGCAAAAUGUUGGUUUAUGGGGCCCUGCUUGGGUGCCUGGACCCCCUUCUCACUGUUGCUGCUGCAGCAUGUUUCCGGGAUCCCUUUGUGUCGCCACUGAAUAGGCGGGAGGAGGCUGACCAAGUACGGGCAAGUUUCGGUACCGGAGUUGCCUAUGGAAGUGACCAGUUGGCUCUCGUGAAUGCAUUUCAACAAUGGAAAGCUGCGGAUUUCAAUAAUCAUGGAUACUCUUUUUGCGAGGACAAUUUUUUAGCCUUCAUGACGAUGACGCUUAUUGCUGGUAUGAGGACGCAGUUUGAGCGGACUCUUCUGGAAUCAGGAUUGUGCGAACCUUACGUGCAGUCGCCCAAUCCUGUCGUGAGUGCACACCUUGCACGGUCGCUCCUUGUUGCUGGGUUGUACCCUAACAUCGUUCGGUCGGAACUGUGUCGAGAGAGCAAGGGAAUGAAAAAUGCAACUAAACAUGCCUACAGAUGGAGGUUAGGGUUCUGCGGAGUGAAUGGCAGGGUUUUCCUGCACCCCACUUCUGUGUUGUCAGAGAAGCAUCUGAACUCCAGUUUAAGUUACUAUCUCGUGUUCCAAGAAAAACUCCAAACUAGCCAAGUUUUUAUUCGAGGGUGCACCCUCUUGCCACCCUUGGCAGUGGUUCUACUAGGUUGGAACGUUACUUUCAUCAAGGAUGUGAGCUCGGGGAGUGCACCCUCUCCAAAUGGGGACUGGAUGUUACUUCGAGUGGAAGGGUGGUUGAAUUUCUUCAUUGACCGUCGGGCAGGCCUUCUCCUGCUUCAACUCAGAGACGCAUUUGAUGUUGUUCUUGCACGAUGGGUGAGUGGGCAUGCUAGGACUGACUCAGAAAGGCAGGUCGUUGAGUGUGUGGUAACGCUACUCGAAAGUACUUGUUAUGAAAUGCUCGAGACCACUAGUAAUCGCAAGGCCCCCAUAGUUUCUCGCUAAAUUGAAAUUUACGUUCUCAUCGGUCUGUUGCCUCCUCUCUAUGGUCUAUGGUUCAACAGAAUUGGAGCUUGGCUUUUGUUGCGUCUGGAUACUGUCAUUGUCUGGAAGAAACUGUUUCAAUUGAAAGUCAAGUUGUGUGAUCUAUUGGGUAUAUAUUAGCAAGUUAAUUAUGAUCA
This is a messenger RNA of Physcomitrium patens, 4088 nucleotides long. The record is from RefSeq and is a predicted model, not a curated record. NCBI's taxonomy places the organism in Eukaryota, Viridiplantae, Streptophyta, Bryopsida, Funariales, Funariaceae.